GACUCGGGGACCCGGGGACCCGGAGCACCCCAGAGGCCAGUUCUUCUUGGUCGCGAGCCAAACGCCCGGAGGCUGAGGCGGAGGGCGUGGAGGAGGGAGCCUGCCCUUUAGGAUCCGACUGCUGCCCGGGCAGUCGGGGCUCGAGCAGACUUGAGAGUGGAGCGGAGGGACGAGAGGGUGGAGCGGAGUGCGUGGCGGGCGGGCGGGUCUCCCCCGAAGCUCGAGGAGGUCGCCGCGAAGCCCGAGCGCGCGCGCUUGCCUCCGGCGCGCCGAUCUGGGCUGAACUAACAAGCUCUGCUUUUGGAGAAGGGGCUGGAGCCCCGCCACCGGCGCCUUGGGGCAACGGCCGUCGAGCAGCUGGUGCUGGCCGCCCGAGCCGGGAGGGCGACUCUCGCCGGGCGGGGAUGGUGGAAGAGCCGGCGGGGACUCGCCGGCGCGCGGCCGCCACUCGGCCCGGCGCUGCCCGCCAGGGGGCGACGCCACGCGGGGUCCGCAGCCGGCGACCCGCAGCGAAGAGGCGGCGGGGGCCGUAGGGGAGCCGGUCGGGUACCCUCGGAACUCCGCCGGUCCCCAGAGUCUCCCGAGUCCACCAUCCGAGGAGUUCGGGAACGAGCGCCCCACCUUUGCUAUGUUGCCCUUUGGAGACAAAACGAGAGACAUGGUCAACGCAUGGUUUUCAGAGAGAGUUCACAACAUCCCUGUGUGCAAGGAAGGCAUUCGAGCCCAUACUGAGUCCUGCUCUUGCUCUCUGCAGCAAAGUCCUCAUGCAGAUAUUAACAAUCCUGGAGCACCAGCCAGAAAAAUCUCUGCCUCUGAAUUUGACCGACCUCUUAGACCCAUUGUUGUCAAGGAUUCCGAGGGAACCGUGAGCUUUCUCUCUGACUCAGGAAAAAAGGAACAGAUGCCACUAACCGCCCCAAGAUUUGAUAGUGAUGAAGGGGAUCAGUGCUCAAGACUCUUGGAGCUAGUAAAAGAUAUUUCCAGUCAUUUGGAUGUCACAGCCUUGUGUCACAAAAUUUUCUUGCAUAUCCAUGGACUCAUCUCUGCUGACCGCUAUUCCCUGUUCCUUGUCUGUGAGGACAGCUCUAAAGACAAAUUUCUCAUCAGCCGCCUCUUUGAUGUUGCUGAAGGUUCAACACUGGAGGAAGCUUCAAAUAAUUGUAUCCGUUUAGAGUGGAACAAAGGCAUUGUGGGACAUGUGGCAGCUUUUGGUGAGCCCUUGAACAUCAAAGAUGCCUAUGAGGAUCCCCGGUUCAAUGCAGAAGUUGACCAAAUUACAGGCUACAAGACACAAAGUAUCCUUUGUAUGCCAAUUAAGAACCACAGGGAAGAGGUCGUCGGUGUAGCUCAGGCCAUCAACAAGAAAUCAGGAAAUGGUGGGACCUUCACUGAAAAAGAUGAAAAGGACUUUGCAGCCUAUCUGGCAUUCUGUGGUAUCGUUCUUCACAAUGCUCAGCUCUAUGAAACGUCACUGCUGGAGAACAAAAGAAAUCAGGUGUUACUUGACCUUGCUAGCUUAAUUUUCGAAGAGCAGCAGUCACUAGAGGUCAUUCUGAAGAAGAUAGCUGCCACUAUCAUCUCCUUCAUGCAGGUGCAGAACUGCACCAUCUUCAUCGUGGAUGAAGACUGUCCCGACUCUUUCUCUCGUGUGUUUCACAUGGAGUGUGAGGAAGUAGAGAAAUCCUCCGAUCCGUUAUCAAGGGAGCAUGAUGCGAACAAAAUCAAUUACAUGUACGCUCAGUAUGUCAAAAACACGAUGGAGCCACUUAAUAUCCCAGACGUCACCAAGGACACAAGAUUUCCCUGGACAAAUGAAAACAUGGGACAUGUGAGCACGCACUGCAUUGGAAGCUUGCUUUGCACACCUAUAAAAAACGGGAAGAAGAACAAAGUCAUAGGCGUUUGCCAACUUGUUAAUAAGAUGGAGGAGAAUACUGGCAAGAUUAAAGCUUUCAACCAAAACGAUGAACAAUUCCUGGAAGCUUUUGUCAUCUUCUGUGGCUUGGGGAUCCAGAAUACGCAGAUGUAUGAAGCGGUGGAGAGAGCCAUGGCCAAGCAGAUGGUGACAUUAGAGGUCCUGUCUUACCAUGCUUCAGCCGCAGAGGAAGAAACAAGAGAGCUCCAGGCUUUAGCGGCUGCUGUGGUACCAUCUGCCCAAACCCUUAAAAUUACCGACUUCAGCUUCAGUGACUUUGAGCUGUCUGAUUUGGAAACAGCGCUCUGUACAAUUCGGAUGUUCACUGACCUCAACCUUGUUCAGAACUUCCAGAUGAAACAUGAGGUUCUUUGCAGAUGGAUUUUAAGUGUUAAGAAGAAUUAUCGGAAGAACGUUGCCUACCACAAUUGGAGGCAUGCCUUUAACACAGCCCAGUGCAUGUUUGCUGCUCUGAAAGCCGGCAAGAUUCAGAACAAGUUGACGGAUCUGGAGAUCCUUGCUUUGCUGAUCGCUGCUCUAAGCCAUGAUUUGGAUCAUCGUGGUGUGAACAACUCAUACAUACAGCGGAGCGAGCACCCGCUGGCCCAGCUGUACUGUCAUUCUAUCAUGGAGCACCAUCAUUUUGACCAGUGCUUGAUGAUUCUAAACAGCCCAGGCAAUCAGAUUCUCAGUGGCCUCUCCAUUGAAGAAUACAAGACCACACUGAAAAUAAUCAAGCAAGCAAUUUUAGCCACAGACCUUGCACUGUACAUUAAGAGACGAGGAGAGUUUUUUGAACUUAUACGAAAAAAUCAGUUCAGUUUUGAAGAUCCUCUUCAAAAGGAGUUGUUUCUAGCAAUGCUGAUGACUGCCUGCGAUCUCUCUGCGAUUACUAAGCCCUGGCCUAUUCAACAACGGAUAGCAGAACUCGUGGCAGCUGAAUUCUUUGAUCAAGGAGACAGAGAGAGAAAAGAACUUAACAUGGAGCCUGCUGAUCUAAUGAACAGGGAGAAGAAAAAUAAAAUCCCAAGUAUGCAAGUUGGGUUCAUAGAUGCCAUCUGCCUGCAGCUGUAUGAGGCCCUGACCCACGUAUCCGAAGACUGUUUGCCCUUGCUGGAUGGCUGCAGGAAGAACAGACAGAAAUGGCAGGCCCUGGCAGAGCAGCAUGAGAAGAUGCUCACUAAUGGGGAGAACAGCCAGGCCAAGCGGGACUGACAGCAUCCCUCGGCCCCACCCUUACCCCUUGUGCAGGCUGCCGUAAGGGCUGGUUUCGCUGUACACUAUGCAGACUUGAGUGCACUUUGGCACUGCUGUAUUUUAGUUUUGCACAACUUUUGAGCGCGUGAGGUGUUUCAGAGAUUGCUACCUACUUUUCAUACUUUUGUUUUAUGCCACUGAAGUGGAGUGAUCAGUCAUGCCCACUCUAGCGCUUUGAUAAGGAUGGUGUAAACGGCAUUCCAACACUCGGCUUAGUCAUGCUUAGGGAUUUUAAAUAACUGGCCUUUGUGUUUCUGAGUCACCUGCCUUUCAAAACACGUUAAGAAUCGUUCUCAAAAGUGGGUUAGGGGCGAACCGAAUGUGUUCGGGGACACUGAAAGCCAUCCUGAAAGUAAUGCUGACCGAGUGGAUGUUAGGAAGGAAUGAAUAUAAACUUGUCCGAAGUGUCUUAAUCAAGUUAAAGAAAAUGUGGUACCUAAUUGCUCUGCUCUUUCUGGGAUGGGGGAGAACCUGCAGUACAUCGCAUCUAUGUAGCAGAGCAAACUUAAGCUCCAGUCCAUGCAUGCAUCCGCUCUUCAGCCCCAGCCCCCCAGACCCUGCUGACUGUCCCAAGAGAGAGUGUAUGUCAGACCUGGGAGGAUCCUAGAUAGCCCUCUGCCAAGAGAAAUGUUUUACUUGAAGACCUUUCUGACAACCCACGUUUUUAAAUACUGAAAACUUUUAAAACUAUUUAUUUUUAUUUUGUUUUACUUCUCAUCUCCUUAAUUCAACAGUUUAAGUUUCAGCAGAGAAGUGGUCACAGGAGCACCUGCCUGAAGGCAGAUAUAACUACACAUACGCCAGUGCAAGUUGAGCCUUUAUCCCUUCUGUCAACUGAAAUAGACAGGAAAAAAUAUUAAUAAUUCUAUGAGUAACAAAGGUUUGUCUCCAAUAGGCAGGUCAGACAAUGAAUUCAAAGGAGCAGUGUGUGAAAAAUCUUCCUGCCCAAACAAAACAGCAUUCAGUAUUGGAAGUAGAAAAUGCAUCAAAAAAAACCCCCAAGUAACUGCAUUAGGGGAAGAGCAUCUGCUCCAGAUGUGCAGAAAUGUUUGGGUGUGGGCAGAAUUAGAAGGAUUUGAUUUAUUAGUUCCCACCCUUUUCCCACAUCCUCCCAAAGAGGGUAAAGUAUUUGGUCUGGGUUUCUAGCAUUGAUUUGCAUUAAAACAGUUUCUUUCUCCCUUUUCUCUUGGCUUAAGAUUCAAUAUGGUCAUUUUAAUCCUGUGUAUGUAUAUUUUACUGUGGCUUUGUUCUUCCUCAGAUGUGAAAAGGUGACAAAGCAAAGCAGGUUAUCCUGGCGUUGUUCUGUAUUGGUCAAGGCUAGUCCAGGGAAUUGUCGCCCAUAAUGCUAAAUGUAUUCUUGUUGUAAUACUUGUAUUUUACUUCAGAAUUUUAUUUUAUUUUUAUUUCAUGUUAUAUAGAUGAAACCUGUAAGGUUGCUCUAAUGCACUGGUGUGUAAAUGAUACAGACUGUCACUAAUAGUAAUCAUAUCAGCAUUGUAUACGCUUUCUGCAGAGUGUAGACGCACUGUUUAGAGGACGUUCUCCAAGCCUGGCGUUGUGCCCCACACACUGUGAGUGAGCAGCUGUGCUGAAAUGCAGGCAUAGACAGGUUGUAGCUUCUCCAUACUCCUCUCACUUAAGUCACUGAGAAUAUUUUUAAAGUUGAUAUUAUAUGUGGAGGAUUUGUCUAACAGAUUGACAGGCAAGAAGCCAUAUGUAGGUUGGAAAUUAUUUGGUUUAUUUUAAGUGAUGGUUUGUUUUACACUAGACAUUAUUAACAUAGGAAAAGCACUGCCACACCUGCGAUGUUUUAUUGCUGGGUAGUUUAGUUCAGACAGAGGAGAACGCUAUUUUAUUCAAAUAGUUUUUAUUUUAUAAGGAAACCAUCCCAUACAUGGAUUUCUAACUGUGGUACAAGAACACAAAUCAUAGUUUCUGUUCUGAAUGUGAAUAUUGCCUUUCUAGUGUCCACUCAAGUUAGAAUAUAUUUAUCACAUUAUAUUAUAAUUCCUCCCUCAUGUUGCCAUGAAUCGAUAGUGCCCAUAAUGAACAAGACACUGUUCUUGUCCUGGACUGUUCCUUUGACAAAUUACUUGUCUGGCUGUAGUGAAAUAAUAUGAUAUCAUGUCAUGUAAACUUUCAGCCAGAAAAAUCUCUGUUUGGUAACUUGUCUAUGAAGGUUUCUGAUCUUACACGUUUACAAGAGUCGCCUUUGCCAGUCAGGAUGCUUAACCUCUGCACCUAGGGAAGCUGUGUUCCUCAUGUAGUUAGGUUGGGAGAAAGCCUGUGUUUGAGGGGAAUGUUUCAGGAAGCAGCUAGCUCUUAGCCUUCCUUAUGGGCCUUCGAGACCACUGUCAGUAAACGGGGCACUGAGGUAACGACCUCAUGGCGCCGGUCAUUUCUUACACUGAGAUCCUCAGAUGGAAAACAAUUACUUCUAAUUCACUCCACACAGACCUGGCUCAGACCAUAAAUGUAGGAUAAUACUCUGUCACUGGUUGGCUAAUUAUGACAAAGAGCUUCUUUUAGCAGCACAUGGAGAUGAGGGCAUAUAGGAAAAUGUACUGGAAAUAUUGAUUUCUUGAAGGAACUUGAGUCACCGGAAUUCUUGCCUACCAGUUAAGUGCCUUUACUCUCAGAACGUUGCCCAAGUGUGAAGUUUGGCACCUAUUACAUUUCCAAAUUUCCUGUGUUUCUCACUAGAUUACACUCCUUAUCAGGUAAGCCGCCGGGGCCUCUUGCUUUAACCUGAUUUAAGAUGAGACGAGACAAAAUGUUCCCUGCUCUCCCAUAAGCAGCUGUCUCAAAUAAGGUGGCAGAAUUUAAUUACUCGGUAUCAACCAUGCAUCAGCCCAUUUUUUAUUAAAUCCUCUCCUUAUGUUAGGCACAGUGCUCAGAUGCUGAAGCACAGCGGGAAGUCCCAGGAGCUCAUGGGCCACACAGGAAAUGACUAAGGGCGUCAUUUCUCGUCCCAUCAACUUACCAUGCAAGCCUACAGGGCUUUCCACCACCUUCCUCUUCAUCUGUAACAUACAUACUAUGCACUUUUAUCCAAAAUUUCUUAAGAAUCCGUCAGUGAAAAUUCUGGCUUCCUGUUGGCAUGGAUCAUUUACCUUGCUGAUAGCUUAAAGAACACCUUAUGUAGGGAGUCAUACCUUCCACGACAUAGGUCAUGUUUCCAUAAUGCAGCUAGAGAGAGAGAUCAGAGUUCUCAGACUAUUCAAGUACAGAUUGGGACUCUUUCUGGCCUCUCACAGAGAGCUAAGAAGGAAGCAUUAAAGCUUACCUCACCCUUCCACAUUGUUAUCAAAAUCCUGUGUAGACAUGUCUUGAAUGUCAUUGAAAGUGAUGUAAAUAGCUGAAAAAUAUAAAUUUCUACUACAGUUUAAGAACUCUAAUGAACUAUCACUUGCCACUAUUGAUGAUCUGUUUGUAUUCUUAUGCCUUUUCAAUAUAUCUGAACAAAUAUAUAGUUUCUUGCACUAUUUUUAUACUAGCAUAAAAGAGUUACUAUGUAAAUUAUGUUUUGUUGUGAAGUCAUCUAAAAAUGGCUGAAAUGUUGGUCUCUUUCCUUUCCUCACCCCACAUUAUAAACCAUUUCCAGUGAUCCUUUGGUGAGAGUGUCACUCACCAGAAACUCACGCCCACCUGCCCGAGGGUCCACAUGAAGUCAGACCUGGCCAGGGUAUGUGUGAAGUCACCACGUUGUUUGGUUGUCAUUUUGCAGUGCUGUAAAAAUAAAGUGAAUGGACGAGAA
Molecule: messenger RNA, 6929 nt
Organism: Mastomys coucha (southern multimammate mouse)
Lineage: Eukaryota; Metazoa; Chordata; Mammalia; Rodentia; Muridae
Gene: Pde5a
Product: phosphodiesterase 5A
Exons: 21
Coding region: 629-3130 (833 amino acids)
Biological process (GO): signal transduction
Molecular function (GO): 3',5'-cyclic-GMP phosphodiesterase activity; protein binding
Source: RefSeq, a predicted model, not a curated record